Messenger RNA from Raphanus sativus (radish), 272 nucleotides. RefSeq lists its product as uncharacterized. The record is from RefSeq and is a predicted model, not a curated record. Lineage: Eukaryota; Viridiplantae; Streptophyta; Magnoliopsida; Brassicales; Brassicaceae. The annotation marks the transcript as partial. The transcript has a single exon.
CCAUGGAUUGCUGGGAAGUCACUGGUACAAAACCCAAGUUUGUGACUCCAUCGAAAAGAGCCAAAGAGAUGGUUGUGGAGGAGGUGGAGGAAGACAAUCAGAGACCUCGGAAGAAAGCUCGUAAAGAGGCUCCUAAAGAGGCUCCUAAAGAGGCUAGAGAAGAGGCUCCUACAGAGGCUACAGAAGAGGCUACAGAAGAGGCUAGAGAAGAGGCUAGUUGGGUGACCAGAGAGGAGUUAGAAAACAUGUUCAAGGACUUAGGUGACAUGAUG